AUGGCGGCAUCACUGUUCACCUUCUCCUCCACUUCAAGAAGAGUCAUCCCAGCUCCAAACUCUCCUCCUCUUCCCAUAUACAUCAAAGCCACCAACGUAGUUUUCAACCUUGAUAUUCCAGAUGUUCAUCGAGAGUUCUUUCCCGAACAAGUAUGUGAGUUCUACUACACUGCAACAAUUAAUGAUGAAAACAACCUCAUCUCCGGGACUAUUGGCCGUGGAAGACACUCAGUCUUUAUUACCGCUGACCUCCUCAGUGCUGCGCUCAGGUUACCAAUCUUUGAACCCUUCUCCGAGCUUCCACCUAUUGAACGCUGUCGACGUCUCUUUGAUCAACUUGGAUAUGAUCACUCAAAGGCUGGUACUCGAUCAACUCUCAUUCUGCGUCAGUGUAUGACUCCAGGAUGGAAGUUAUUCACCGGUGCUCUAUGCAAAUGUGGGUUUCACAAAUCUCACAGUGGUGAUCAACUAAGCACUUAUGAGCAACAAGUCGUCUGUUCCCUUCUUCUCAACAAACGACUGGAUUAUGGGGCUUUCUUCUUUGAUCAACUUGUUCAACUUCUUCGUGCAAAUGUACGCGCUGAUCAUGUCCCCUUUCCACGCUGGAUUGCUCUUGUGCUAGAUAAAUUUUUCGCUGAAGCUUACUACUCCCACUCUAGAAACCCCAUCCAAUGCCCACGCAUGUCAGUGCGAAUGUAUCAGGAUGAUCCGUUGGACACUGACAUCGGCAUCUCAGAUCGGAUGAGAGAAUGGAUCGCAAAUCCAUAUACUGUUGCUUCACUAACCGCUGAUACUGAUGAAGAAGCUGAUGGUAACAACGAAGAUCAUGCUGAUCAAGAAGCUGAAUCACAGGAUGGUGGUCAUCUCUCCCCUCAACUUUCUCAUCAUACUCUCUCUGUCACUGAGAGAGUUCACUCAGCUCCCGGGGAGCCACUAAUUCAGGGGGAGCAACCAUCCCAGGGGAGCCACCAUCUCAGGGGGAGCAACCAUCCCAGGGGGAGAACCCAUCCAUGGGGGAGCAACCUUCUCCGGGGGAGCAACCUCACUCAGAAGAAGUUCCAGCGUCUUCUACGAAUUGAGGCUGACGUCCAUCAGCUGAAGGGAGUUCUCUUGCCGACUCCUUCCCCUGGCCCACAAAAUGAUGAUGAUCAAAAAGGGGGAGACACUGAUGAUGAUCAAAAAGAGGGAGACACUGAAUCUAUUGAGCUUGGAUCCGCGGACAACACUUUAGUACAGACUGAGCCACCACGGCCUGUGCACAAGUCUGAUAGACCAGCUGCUGACGAGUCAGAUAGACCAGCAGAUACUGAACAGCUUGCUGAAGAUAGUGAGCAUGAUGAUGAACAUGAUGAUGAGUGUCAGAUGCUGGACAUGAACUUCAUUGAUCCCACUAUUCCAGCUUAA
Messenger RNA from Lactuca saligna, 1404 nucleotides. Lineage: Eukaryota; Viridiplantae; Streptophyta; Magnoliopsida; Asterales; Asteraceae. The record is from the annotation of a GenBank genome assembly.